Messenger RNA from Rotaria sp. Silwood2, 955 nucleotides. Lineage: Eukaryota; Metazoa; Rotifera; Eurotatoria; Philodinida; Philodinidae. The record is from the annotation of a GenBank genome assembly.
AUGGGAUCGGAUCUGAUUUAUUGUAAUUGUUGUUGUGAAGCAUAUCAUCCAGGCUGUUUAAAUAAUUAUGAACGUCCUCGAUUAAAUUUAUUAUCUGAUUCAUGGUUAUGUCCAAAUUGUAAUGUAUGUAAUAUAUGUGGUUUAUUAACUCAUCGAAAUUUUUUAUCACGAAUGACAAAUGAACAAAAUUUAUCUUCUCAAUUAUUAUCUUGUUUUGAUUGUAAAAGAAAUUUUCAUAUAAAAUGUAUAAAAAAAUUAAAAGAUGAUCAAUUUAAUGAAUUAACUAAUCUUACUAAUAAUAAUAAUACAGCUGUAUCUCUAUCACGUUUAUCAAAUAGUUAUUUAAUAAAUCAAACAUGGUUUUGUCCAUCAUGUAUUAAAUGUGAUUGUGGACAAGCAUUAAUAUCAAAUGAACGUAAUAUACUUUCAUUAACAAAAACAUUUUCAUCUCAACAAUCACUUAUGUGUAUUGAUUGUUUAAAUAAUAUAAAAUUAAUUCGUAUACAAAAAAAUGAUAAUAUUGAAAAAUGUCAUUUAUGUGAAAAAUAUAUUGAACAAAUUUUAUUUAAACAACAACAAAAACAAAUAAAUUAUUUUUUACAAUGUAUUAAAUGUAAAAAUCGUUUUCAUCCAAAAUGUGAUGGAUAUUUAAAUGAAGAUGCUGAAAUAAUACCACAUAUUAAACAUUUAUGUUUAAAUAUUAUUUGUUCAAAAUGUGAUUUAGAUGAAAAAGAAAAAAUUAAAAAAUAUUUAAUGGAUUAUAAACUUCAAUGUAAGAAAAUAAAUAGCUUUUCGAUAGAUUAAUCAGAUUUUUAUUAGAACACUAUAUGGUAUUUGUAGACGAAAAAAAAAGACUCACUGACAGUGACGUAUCCAGGAUUUUUCAGUAUGCUGAAUCUCGACUUCCGAGUGUGGGACCCAGAUGAAACUCAUGGAGGGGGAUGCUGAGUCCAAA